Trematosphaeria pertusa is the source of this 1728-nucleotide messenger RNA. RefSeq lists its product as uncharacterized. The record is from RefSeq and is a predicted model, not a curated record. Gene Ontology annotation, biological process: regulation of DNA-templated transcription. Lineage: Eukaryota; Fungi; Ascomycota; Dothideomycetes; Pleosporales; Trematosphaeriaceae. The transcript has 4 exons. Gene Ontology annotation, molecular function: DNA-binding transcription factor activity. The coding region runs from base 1 to 1488 and encodes 495 amino acids.
AUGGUAAACCGCCGCGCCAGUGACGCCGCCCCACAGCCUUCGGCUCCCAUCGCCCCCGUCGUGAAGCGGAAACGGCGAGCGUCUUGCUUGGGCGAAGCGGAACGCCGUGAGCGGAAGAGAGCUAUUGAUCGCGAAGCUCAGCGUUCCUUGAGAGAAAAGACAAAGACGCAUAUCGCGGAGCUCGAGAGAACAAUUGAAAUCUUGAGGAACCAGGACAGGAAUGGAGCAACAGCGGGUUUGCUAAGCGAGAUCGAGGGACUACGGGCGGAGAACGAGAGGCUACGGGAUGUGAUCGACUGCGUAAAGAGCGUGGUAGGGGGUGAAGUUUUACCCAGGACUGCGUCUGUGUCGAAUCAGAAUGGUGUUGGAACAGCUGGAGCGGGAGCAGGGGGAGCGAAUUCGCCUACAGCAAGCGUCGGUCAGCAUUCUCCCACGCAGUCGGACGCCAAACCACCCCCUCCGCUCCCAUCUCCUCCUCUGCAAAGCGAAACUCCGAAUAACCAGUUCCACUUCAGUUGCGCUCCAAUCUCAGCAUCAAGACCCGUAGACUUGGACGGUAUGACCGUCUUGCCGGACUUCGCUCCACUAACUACAACCACAAACCGAAGCCUGAGUCUCGAUCUCGAUCUCCACCCUUUGCACGAGGCGUCAGAGGACUCCUCCAUGCUCGACGUCCCCGACUCCCCCACAACUGCGGCCUUCGCGCCCUUCAUGUCCGAAAUCUUCGGUCCCUCCUGGCGCUGCCCUUCCCCAGUCAUCCUGCAUAUCGGCAAUCCGCCUUCCUCACCCUCCACAACAUCAAGCAGCACCACGUCCAGCAUCCCUGGUUCUCUCUGUCCGAUCUGGAAAAAGAGCAACGAGCUGUUCGGCAAGGUGUUCAGCUACCGGCCCGGCACCGCGGCGCUCAACGUAGAUAGCGUGGAAGCGGGCUUGCUGUAUCUGGGAAUUAAAGACGGCUGGAGCAGCUUUGACCAGUGGAUGGGAAGUCCGGCGUUGCGGAUUUUGAAGCAGGUGGAUGAGUUUUUGUUUAGGCAUUUAGAGAAGAUGGAGAGGUUGGCUGUGGCGUACAAGAGUUUCAAGCUUUUAAAGUAUUAUCUCAACGCCACGAAGGAGGAGCUUGAAAAAGUCCCUGAAUGGCUUCGGCCUAGCCCAUCACAAGCCCGCACCAAACACCCCAUAGCCCUCGACUUCUUCGCCUGGCCCACCCUCCGCGACCGCCUUGUCCAACACCAUACCGAGAUCUUCAAAGCAUCUGACCUCUCCCACUCGUACUCCCACUAUCUCAAAUUUGACUGGCCCUUCAGCUUCGAAGACGCCUUCUUCUAUGACGAGAUGCUGCAGGGGUACUAUCCCAGUCCGCUGUUUGAGCGGUAUCAUAGGGAUCUGAGAUAUUGGACUGUGACUGAAAGGUUUUAUGAGAAGUUUCCUGAAAUGAGGGGAGAUAUUGAGGGGGAUCGGGGAAGAUUUGCGGAGGGCGAGGUGUGUUGAUGGAAUAGGGGAGACGGGGUUGGAUUCACGUAGAGCGACGUAGGUUUGCAUCGUUUGAGGAAAUGGGUCAGGAUUCUGGGGAGCUUCACCUUGAUUACUGCUGUCUAUAGUUUUGCACCAGCGUUUAGAAGGCUUCCGGCUCCCUUCAGUGCCACAACUGUCUCCUGAACCAUCUCUUCGACGAUUUCCUUAGCGGGCUGACCUGCCUUGUUUACUGCCCCUGCAACUAUGCCAAUUGGC